AGACAAUACACCACUGUCCUUUGGUUAAGAUCAGAAGAUCAGGAUGUACUUCAAAUCUCAUCUGACAAUUCUCUUCUGUCUCGCCACCUGUGUCAGGUGUCUUACAAGUCCAGAACCGAAUCCCGGAAAAGGAGAAAAGGAAAAUGGAAAAAUAACGAUCUUAUACACGAUACGUAACAAUUUGGCGACACCUAAGUUUGAAUAUGAACAGAACGUGACGUCAAAGGCUGGUCAGCCAUUCAUCAGGUUCAUGGAGCAGGCGGCUGAUAACGACAAAAACUUUCAGUUUUCAUCAACAUAUUAUGCUAAACUUGGAUACUUCAUACAAAAGCUAGGAAAGGAAACAAGUAGGGAGGGCGUUCUUGGUUUGUCUUACUGGCAGUUCCUGAGAGCGCCGUCUACAGUAUUGCCAGUUGGAGUGAGUACCUAUAUUCCACAGGACGGAGAUCACAUUAUUCUGGACUAUGUACUACAGGGAAAUUGUGUUCAGAACUGAUGUUUAUCAAAGGAAUUUAACAUUUUAUUACAAUAAAUCUGCAAUCUAUAUGUCUUGUAUACGUACAUAAGACAGAAAAAAUAAUAGAUAUGAA
This is a messenger RNA of Saccostrea cuccullata (small rock oyster), 590 nucleotides long. RefSeq names its product cobalamin binding intrinsic factor-like. NCBI's taxonomy places the organism in Eukaryota, Metazoa, Mollusca, Bivalvia, Ostreida, Ostreidae. The transcript has 5 exons. Bases 44 to 496 code for a protein of 150 amino acids. The record is from RefSeq and is a predicted model, not a curated record.